AUGCUUUUAUUAAAGAACUUUUUCCUCCUUCUUUCUUUCCUCGUCCUUCAUAUUGCCCUUGCUGCGGAUAUUCAAGUAACGCGGGAUAUUUCUGCACCAAAAAUGUUAGGUGGUGAUGAAACCGCUUAUCUCUGGACCGGAACUGCUGAAUUCGAGAAGAAGGUCACCAAUGGACAGCUUGUGCAAAUAUGUGACGAUGCUUUCAAGGCUAUGGCCGCAUCCAUGGAAAAAUACUUGCCAGAUAUUGGAAACAAGAAAAUUCCCGGAGUCAUGGUAGCAAUGGUAUACGAAGCCGAUCCUGGAAAGAAAUACAAGGUCUAUCUCGCUUCGUCCGCGAAGGGUUCGAAGAAUAUUGUCUACGCAGCGAAAAAGUCUUCACGCGAUCAAGCAAACUGCGCAGUGACAAACGAUUUCCUUCCGGAACAAUUUAGAAAAGAGCUCGAAAAUUGCCGGGUUGACUGGAGCACGGGCAAUGGCGACAACCCUCGACACAAAAACGAUGCUAGCUGUGGCGAACAAAAUGCAUUAUUGAUGAUCUUUGCCGAGCAGGGCAAGAUGCCAAAGAUCACAAAGGAGACUAGUAGUAUCGUUGCAAUUGCAGGAAGAAUCAAAGAUAAGGAGGACGAAAAUGGAGAGAUACGGAAGAAGCAGUAUCUAGGGGGAAUGACUAUUCCCCCUUGCACGGAAGAUGGCGGUUAUGGAUGCGACGAAGUGUUGGAGAAAUACUUCGGGAACAACAUCGAUGUCAUAACUAAAGACCAGGCAAAGGAGCCAUAUGAUGACAAUAAGCCCGUGUCUGUGGGCUUUCAGCCAAUCUUUGAUGUUAAGGAUUCAUGA
This is a messenger RNA of Penicillium waksmanii, 837 nucleotides long. RefSeq lists its product as uncharacterized. Lineage: Eukaryota; Fungi; Ascomycota; Eurotiomycetes; Eurotiales; Aspergillaceae. The transcript has a single exon. The coding region runs from base 1 to 837 and encodes 278 amino acids. The record is from RefSeq and is a predicted model, not a curated record.